Molecule: messenger RNA, 1236 nt
Organism: Plenodomus lingam JN3
Lineage: Eukaryota; Fungi; Ascomycota; Dothideomycetes; Pleosporales; Leptosphaeriaceae
Source: RefSeq, a predicted model, not a curated record
AUGUGGUCCGGAAGCAAGCGCGUUCUCGGCCCGAGAACACGUCAUGACUGGCGAUUGGUCAUCAUCAACGCGUACCUCUCUCUGAAUCUCAUACAUACAUGUACCCCGAUUCCCGAUGCAGGCUCUUCAUCCUGGAAACACGCACGUGAAUCCUUUUCCAUGAUGAGUGCCCAUCGCGAUGUCGAAAACGGGUCCAGGCCCGAUGAGCGCGCACCAUUGCUGGCCCCAGAAACACUGCGGCGCGACUCCAACACAACGUCAACCAGUGGCGGGUCCCAGUCUGAUGGACCCAAAUGGCGGUAUGCUUGGAGAGCACUUUGGAUCCUGAUUGCAGUGCUUCUGAUUGCUGUGUUCAUCAAAGGAUGGAUAGAUGCCGAUGAUCUGGACUUUGACCUGAAAGGUGCUCUGAAGCGGGCACUGGGCGGUGGUCUCAGCGGUGCAGCUGCAAUGGUCCUCCAGGUCCUUUCGUUGAUGCCUAUUCGCACAAUCAUGAACUACCAGUAUCGCCAUGGAUCGUCAUUGACAGUGGCCACAAAAACAUUAUAUGCUGAUGGCGGAAUCGGGCGUUAUUAUCAGGGCAUGGGCGCUGCUCUUUUCCAGGGCCCAAUUGCACGUUUCGGAGACACAGCAGCCAAUGCUGGCAUCUUAGCCUUGCUCCAGUCCAACGGCUAUCUUAAGCAGUUACCAUCACCCAUCAAGACCGUUUUUGCAUCACUAUGUGCAGCUGCGUUCAGGAUGGUUCUCACGCCUAUUGACACACUCAAGACCACGCUUCAAGCACAAGGUCCCCGAGGAUGGGCACUGUUAAGAAACCGCAUAAAGAGCGAUGGAGUGGGAAGUCUUUGGUGGGGAGCUUUUGCAACUGCUGCAGCGACAUUUGUUGGGCAUUAUCCGUGGUUCGCUGUCUACAACUUCCUCUCCGAAACGAUCAGCGAGCCAUCUCGACAGCAUCAGAUCGGAUGGUGGUUACUUCGUGCCGCCUUCAUUGGCUUCUGUGCAUCCGUCUCAUCAGACACGAUUUCCAACUCUUUGCGAGUGGUCAAGACGUAUCGUCAGGUAAAUGACACUAGGAUCUCGUACACCGAGGCUGCAAAGCGCGUCAUCCGCCAAGAUGGACGACUUGGACUAUUCGGUCGGGGCCUGAAAACCAGGAUCUUGGCAAAUGGACUGCAAGGUAUUCUUUUUUCGAUCCUCUGGAAACUCUUCUUGAAGAUAUGGGAGGACAAGACAAGUUAA